Molecule: messenger RNA, 504 nt
Organism: Penicillium brevicompactum
Lineage: Eukaryota; Fungi; Ascomycota; Eurotiomycetes; Eurotiales; Aspergillaceae
Exons: 2
Coding region: 1-504 (167 amino acids)
Source: RefSeq, a predicted model, not a curated record
AUGCCUCUGUACGAGUUCGAGCACGCUAUUGCGCUGACAGAGCCCCACAAACAAGCCAUUGCCCAUGGAAUCACUGAGUUUCAUGCCAUCACUUUCAAUGCUCCACGAUACAUUGUGAAUUGCAGAUUCAUUGAUAUCUCCCGUGGACCGUUAUCUGACACUUUUGUGGGAGGUAAACGCCGCCAUACCAACCGCCUGUUUGUCACUUUGCGAAGCGGCACUGGACGGACAUCUGAUCAACUACACGUCUUGAUAGACAGUGUAAAUUCUAUCUGGGAUAAUAUUGUUGGAGGGAGUGGAUGGGAAAGUCAGCUUAGAGGCAUAUAUAUCAAGGGUUCUAUCGAUGCUGCGAAGGAAGGCGGGUUCCAUCUCCCUAUGCCCGGCUAUUUUGAGCAAUGGGUCAAAGAUAACACGUCUCGCUUCCAAAGUUUGGCUGCAGAGGGUGACCCUGACUUUAUCCAACUUGUUGAUGAAGUCAAAACCCGGCCUGAGUUCCAGAUCUAA